Molecule: messenger RNA, 3708 nt
Organism: Portunus trituberculatus (swimming crab)
Lineage: Eukaryota; Metazoa; Arthropoda; Malacostraca; Decapoda; Portunidae
Gene: Cht7
Product: probable chitinase 10
Exons: 19
Coding region: 184-3222 (1012 amino acids)
Biological process (GO): carbohydrate metabolic process; chitin catabolic process
Cellular component (GO): extracellular region
Molecular function (GO): chitin binding; hydrolase activity, hydrolyzing O-glycosyl compounds
Source: RefSeq, a predicted model, not a curated record
GGCAGUGUGGCGGUGGCAGUAAGUGUGGUGUGAGGUUCCCCGCUGUCUCUCUCUCUCUGUCUCACUCGCGCGCGCCGUCUCGAGCAAACGAAACCACCUGCGCCUGGACUUUGAGUGGUGAGAAGAGGAGGGUUCUGACUCCCUACUGGUGCUUCAACCCGCCCUCCCUCCCUUCACGACACAAUGAGGCUACGCUGGAUACUGCUGGGGGUUGUGUUGCUGGCCGCUCUCACCACAUCCCUAGAGCAACGCAGAACUUCGAGAUUCAGAGGCAGACUAAGGGCAGGACAGGCGACGUCAGCUUCCGUUCAGACUGAAACGGCAGUGAACGCGGUGGGGCGAAGGCGACUGGCGACGGGAACCUCAACGAACACUGUGAGCAGGAGAAGGCAGAGCGGCGGCACCUCCAGGAACAGAGUAAGGGUACGCCCUCGCAUCAACUCGGCAGCGGGAAGAAGAAGAGACGAUGAUGACAACGGCAAUGGCAACGAUAAUGGCAAAUCCGGAGACUCAGACUACAAGGUCGUUUGCUACUACACCAACUGGUCGCAAUACAGACAGAAGAUCGGCAAGUUCCUCCCAGAGCACAUCGACCCCUUCAUUUGCAGCCACAUCAUCUACGCCUUCGGGUGGAUGAAGAAGGGCAGGCUCUCCUCCUUCGAAGCUAACGACGAAACUAAAGACGGCAAGACUGGAUUUUACGAGCAAGUGAAUGGACUCAAGAAGCAGAACCCCAAGUUAAAGGUUCUUCUCGCCCUUGGUGGAUGGUCCUUUGGUACCAAGAAAUUCAAGGACAUGUCAGCCACGAGAUACACGAGGCAGACCUUCAUCUUCAGCGCCAUUCCCUUCCUGCGAGAACACGACUUUGAUGGUCUUGAUCUUGACUGGGAGUACCCGAAAGGAAACAUCGAUAAGGCUAACUUCGUCCUGCUCCUGAAGGAACUGUACGAGGCUUUCGAGGCAGAGGCGAAAGAAACAGGAAACCCCCGACUGCUCCUUACUGCUGCUGUUCCUGUCGGUCCUGAUAAUAUUAAGGGAGGAUAUGAUGUGCCAGCUGUCUCCAGGUACCUCGACUUCAUCAACGUCAUGGCCUACGAUUUCCAUGGCAAGUGGGAGAACACAGUCGGCCACAAUGCCCCGGUGCAUGCCCCCUCUGAGGACAGCGAGUGGAGGAAGCAGCUCUCUGUCGAUCACGCAUCCAACCUGUGGGCCAAGCUGGGAGCACCAAAGGAGAAGCUGAUCAUCGGCAUGCCAACCUACGGCCGCACCUUCACUCUCUCCAACCCAGCACGCAACUCGGUCAACUCCCCAGCCAGCGGUGGAGGCGAGGCAGGGAAGUACACAGGCGAGGAAGGAUUCAUGGCAUACUAUGAGGUAUGUGAGCACCUACGGACUGGAGGUGAGUACAUCUGGCACGAGGAGAUGCAGGUGCCGUACAUGGUGAAGGGCAAGCUCUGGGUUGGCUUUGAUGACGAGCGCGCCAUUCGGAACAAGAUGAACUGGCUCAAGAAGGGAGGAUUUGGAGGCGCAAUGGUCUGGACGGUGGACAUGGACGACUUUACCGGUGAAGUCUGCGGUGGUGGUGUCAAGUACCCUCUCAUCGGUAUCAUGACAGAGGAGCUGCUGGGAAGACCACGAGGAGGCAAGGAUGUGGACUGGGCAGCGGUGACCAAGACCUCCAUUGCGAGACCCACUACCCUGCCACCACCCAUCUCUGUUAACCCCAUGGAGGUGAUCCGGGAGUACCAAGCCACUCUAAAGCAACAGCAGAUCAGCUCACGUAUUGACAUCAUUGACAUCUUACCUGAACUGCCAAAGGAUGCCCCUAAGGUAAUGUGCUACUUCACCUCAUGGUCUGUCAAGAGGCCUGGCGCUGGAAGGUUCGAGGUGGAAAGUAUCGAUCCCUUCCUCUGCACCCAUGUUAUCUAUGCCUUUGGUGGGAUGGAUAACUACCGCCUGGCUCCGGGUCACCCCUCUGAUGUUGGCGACGGAUUCAAGGACGGAACUUACACUCGCCUCAUGAAGCUCAAGGAAAAGAACCCGAAUCUCAAGAUCCUGUUGGCCCUCGGUGGAUGGUCUUUUGGAUCCAAGCCUUUCCAGGACCUUGUUUCAAGCCAGUACAGAAUGAACGGCUUUGUGUACGACUCCCUGGAAUUCCUUCGCACUCAUGAGUUUGAUGGACUGGACAUUGACUGGGAGUACCCAAGAGGACCAGACGACAAGGCAAACUAUGUGAAUCUUCUCAAGGAACUUCGUAUUGCCUUUGAAGGAGAGGCAUCAUCCACUGGCCAUUCCCGUCUCCUCCUCUCUGCCGCUGUACCUGCCUCCUUUGAAGCUCUGGCUGCUGGCUAUGAUGUGCCAGAGAUCAGCAAGUACCUGGACUACAUCAACGUCAUGUCCUACGAUUUCCAUGGCAUGUGGGACAACGUGGUGGGACACAACUCUCCCCUGCUGCCCCUCGAGACAGCCUCCUCCUACCAGAAGAAGCUGACCAUGGACUACAGUGUCAAGGAGUGGAUGAAACAGGGGGCACCAGCACAGAAGAUCAUGGUCGGAAUGCCAAUGUACGGUCGCUCCUUCACCCUCAAGAACACCACACAGUUUGACAUUGGAGCUGAGGUGAUGGGAGGUGGACAUGCUGGCCGGUACACGCAGGAGGAGGGAUUCAUGGCUUACUAUGAGGUGUGUGACUUCCUGUACGAGGAGAACACUACGCUGGUGUGGGACAACGAGCAGCAGGUUCCCUUCGCCUACAAUGGGGAUCAGUGGAUCGGCUUUGAUGAUGAGCGCUCUCUUGGUGUUAAGGGUGACUGGCUCAAGACGAAGGGUCUGGGUGGAGUGAUGAUCUGGAGUGUUGACAUGGAUGACUUCCGAGGCAACUGUGGCACUGGCAAGUACCCGCUGCUUGCCUCACUCAAUGAAAUGAUUUCCAACUACUCUGUGGCACUCACCUAUGAGGGCCCCUAUGAGAACACUGGCACUCUGCAUGGAACCAGUGCCAAGAAGGACCCCAAUGUGAUUUCCUGCGACGAGGCGGACGGACACAUCAGCUACUAUGAAGACAAGCAGGACUGCACACGUUAUUUCAUGUGUGAGGGGGAGAGGAAGCACCACAUGCCCUGCCCUGUCAACCUGGUGUUCAAUGCAGCCCAGAGCGUGUGUGACUGGCCUGAGAAUGUCCCUGGGUGUGAGACGGCCAUUUCCAACCCUGCAGCGCGGUGAACAUUUUCAAACACUGAUUCUUUUUAGCUUUUAAUGUGAAAUUUCUCUAUCGGAUUUUUUUUCUCUGGUUGGUUUUGUUUUUUUUAUAUGAAUUGCAAACUUUUAAGGUCUUCUAUAUAUGAGAAUGUUUGUUUUCUUUUGGUUUUUAUGAUUUUUUGUAUAUAUUUACAAAUUAUUAGUUUUGUUAUUUUUAUUUUAUUAUUUUUAGAUGAGAUAGGUAAAGUACGGAAGAAAAUUAUUAUUAUUUUUUUUUAUUCAUUUACGAAUGAGGAAAGGAUCUGAUCGAGAGAAAAAAAAACAAGAAAAGAUCAUUGUCGUUUACUUCACAAGAUCAGAUAAGGCAUUGAAAUAUCGUCUUUUAUUUAUCUGUAUUUCAUUUAUCGUUAUAUCCUUUAUCAUAUAUAAUUAAACGUAUAACAAAUGCAUGACUUCUAUUACGUAUGAAUGUGUAUGAAUUUUUUUUUUUUGUGAUAAUCCUCCAUUACA